UCCUCCAAAGUCCAUAUUAUGAUCUCAUCACUACAACUUCAGCAUCAAAAGCCCUUCUCUGAUUAAAUUCCAUCCCAUCUCCAAAAACGCCGCAAAGGUCACGAGAUGUGAGGCACUCGCAGCCGAAAAGCAUCAUCACAAGGGGGGCUCGAGCUAGGCUUCCCAGCAGAGUAAGCCGACUCAUCGAGCACGAAGCUCUCUAUCCGCACCACCCACCACCACCUCCAGACCACAUCAAAGAUACGCAUCGAACCGAACGUGGACUGUCGCUUCGAACGCGCACACUGAAACCGAACUCCGACAACGCACCACACGAUCGUGGCAGUCCCAACCGCCGCCGACUUUAGUUCUACGCUAAACUUCGAACGGAAACGGUCGUGGUCCGCGCUCGUGCUGUGUCAGCGCACUUCAAACCCCGAACGCUCGCGUACCAGUGAACCUCGAAUGUCCCUAUAGCCGAGGGCAAAUAAUUCUGUGCGGUGCGUUUGGUUUUUUUUCAGUUUCUAGAGCAAACCCCUCUAGCUUGUGAGUGUUUCUGUGCGUGGUGGUUGCUUGAGGUGCAUUCGUGAACGUCCAUGACGUUCCGGACAUCGAACGAACGGUGACCGCAUUGGUCCACGUUGGCGUAGCGUGCGUUAACAGUGUCACGGAUUUAGUGAACUCAAUUGGAUAAUCCUACUGCCGCUGGGCCAGGCUGCUGCUGCUAUCUUCUUAUCACAACCGACCACAAUGCUGAUACCGGCACAGCUUGCCCUCUGGGCCCUAGCGUUGAUUGGCGUCUGGGCGUUGGCGUGGUGGAUGUACGACAAUCUCAAAUCGUUGGCACAAAUCGGCAUUGCCCUGCUGGCGCCCUACUUCGCCCCGACCGAACACAAAACUCUCACCGAACGGUUCGGCAAAUGGGCCGUAAUUACCGGCUCGACGGAUGGCAUCGGUAAGCAGUACGCUUUCCAGCUGGCUAGCCGUGGCCUCAACGUGGUGCUUGUCUCACGCUCCACCGACAAGCUAGUCGCGGUGGCGCACGAAAUCGAGUCCAAGUACUCGGUGAAGACCAAAUGGAUAGCGGUCGAUUUUAGCAGCGGCCGGGAGAUUUACGAUCACCUGCGAAAGGAGCUCGAUUCCGUCCCCGUUGGCAUUCUAGUAAACAACGUUGGCGCGAAUGUGGACUACCCGGACGAUCUUGAUCACAUUCCCGAGGACAAGCUGUGGCAGCUGAUCAACAUCAACGUCGGUGCGGUAACGAUGCUUACGCGCACCGUCUUGCCGGGCAUGAAAAAACGCGGCCAGGGUGCGAUCGUUAACAUCUCGUCCGGUAGCGAGCUUCAACCACUACCCUACAUGACGGUUUAUGCGGCAACGAAGGCUUACAUCCACAACUUCACCCUCGCAAUGCAGCACGAGCUGGAACCGUUCGGUAUCACCUGCCAGCUGGUGAGCCCCAUGUUUGUAACGACCAAGAUGAACAACUUCUCUACGACAAUUAUGGAGGGUGGACUGUUCAUACCAAACGCAGAAAUGUAUGCCAAGUUUGCCACAUUUACGCUCGGUAAAACGAAGCAAACUACUGGCUACUGGUCGCACGGUAUCCAGUACGGCGUGAUGAAGCUAGUCCCGGAGUGGGUCCGCACCGUGAUCGGCGGCGUGAUGAACAAGCAGUUUCGCAAGGAGUACUACGACCAGCAGAAACCCAACGCCGUACCCGCGCAGGCCAGCUAGGGAGAGCUGGAAGGCUUGUGGCGUUCUUCGAGCCAUGGUGCGCCCUGUUGGACCUGCAGUGUGUACGUGUUGAUGCAUUUUUAGAUUGUUGUGUCCUUAUGCUAAGCUAUUGGAAGGAAGUUGUUGUGUUUGUUAGAAUAUGCUUAAGUGAGUAUUAUAAGGCUUCUCCAUCCCCGACCCCCUCCCAAAACAGACUGAGGUAUCUGGAGGUACUGUUGUAUUGUUGGUGUUGAUUUCCAGGAUCAAAAAAAAAGGAGAAGAAAUCACAUUAA
Anopheles stephensi (Asian malaria mosquito) is the source of this 1988-nucleotide messenger RNA. RefSeq names its product inactive hydroxysteroid dehydrogenase-like protein 1. NCBI's taxonomy places the organism in Eukaryota, Metazoa, Arthropoda, Insecta, Diptera, Culicidae. Gene Ontology annotation, cellular component: endoplasmic reticulum. The coding region runs from base 730 to 1716 and encodes 328 amino acids. The transcript has 5 exons. Gene Ontology annotation, molecular function: oxidoreductase activity. The record is from RefSeq and is a predicted model, not a curated record.